CUACACCGUAUAAUAAGUUUGCGUGCCUUUAGGACAGAACAAUGCCGACACGAGUAUUUUGUAGAAGCCUAUCGGAUGUCUCGAAAAAAACCAGAGAAACAAGUUGUUUACCUGUUUGUAUUAUUCAAGGCAAUGUUUAAAUUACUGACUAAAGUAGGAUGGAUGGAGACAGUCGUUCUGAGAUUUGGAACUAGCUUCAAUGUACAUAUAUUUCCUGCCAGUGGUAAAAAUCCUUUCAAUACUUCUGGAAAAAGAAUUAAUCCCGUAACUCACAGGCAUUGAAAUACUGUAAUACCACCAAAAGAAUUUUUAUAAUGACGUCAUUGGUGAUAUAUAUGAUAACAAUUGGAUUUUGUAUAUUGGAAAUUGACUCAUUAAAAUGUGCAUGCGGAAAGAUUAAAACACACGUGUUUAUUGUAAAUGAUGAUGACAAUGGUGGAACAACAAAGCAUGAUUUCCUUGACCCUGGUCAGUGUCUGGAACUCGCCGCCGAACAUCGUCGAUUCUGGGUGGCUGUGUCAUAUUCUGGAAAGAAUGCAUUUUUACAGAGUCAUGAAGUGAUAAUCAUGGAUUGUCAAAACGAUUUAAUUUCAUUUACGCCAAGAGUGAUGAAUGCUAUAUAUAAUUGUUCCGGCGGAAAAAAUCGUAAGACGGUCACAGGGAUGAGUUAUCUCCCUUUAGACGACACAUAUUAUGAUGAACACGAUAUGCCACUUACUACGUUGCAGAACUUUGUUGAUCGUUCGCAAAAAUAUGUCAGUGUGUUUAUCGAAGAGAGCCUUGGAGUAAACUACGGAAGUACGAUAUGUAUACCAGAACUCAAUCAGAUGUAUCAACGUUUAAUUAUUUUCAGGGUUGCCAAUACUUAUCGACGUAAGACAAAAAUGAAGGAUUCCGCAAGCAUAUUAUAUGAUGAUGGUGUUAAUGAAAUAAUACACAGGUUGACUCUAGUCUUACACUAAGUCCUGCUGUG
Messenger RNA from Ylistrum balloti, 973 nucleotides. RefSeq lists its product as uncharacterized. Lineage: Eukaryota; Metazoa; Mollusca; Bivalvia; Pectinida; Pectinidae. The record is from RefSeq and is a predicted model, not a curated record. The coding region runs from base 315 to 962 and encodes 215 amino acids. The transcript has 6 exons.